AGGAGGAGGAGCAGAGUCUUCCGCGCAAAUCACAGGGACGCCGCUUACCAGGGUGCACCCUGACACCGGAGGGUGAAGGCGGACUCCCGUGGCACCCACUCGCCACCGCCACCUCACGCCACUUCGCUUAUAAACCGCUGUCCCGCCGAAAGAGGGCGGGAGAGGGAGCCAUGGCCAGGCCAACCAUCAUCCCCACCAGCGUCAGGGCAACCGCGCCAGAGGCCUUCAUGGUGCUCCACCUGAGAAUGAGGGUGGUGGAAGAGCAAACCAACACGCUGGUGCGAGACCUGGAGGCGCUUGGCGUCGAUGGGCAGAGCCUUGAUCAUUUCCACUCAAAGACCUCAGAAACACCUGCUAGUCACCCAGCCAUUAGCCCUGUGCAGGCCAGGGUAGCGUUUGUGGGAGAAAAUACGCUGUGGAGAAACUGUGAAACACUGGUGAAUCGAAUGUGUCGGUUAGAGAGUGUUGUACAGACACUGAAAUUAAACAUCUUCCGUCUGCAGACAGAAAAGGAAAUGAAUCCAAAGCAUGCAGCCCAGUUGGAGCAGCGCCUGAAUGCAAUCCAUGAGGAGCAUUUGCAAGAAAUGAAGAUUGUACAGCAAGAAGCAAUGAAGUUGCGCCAACACCUAAGUGAUAUGAAAGAGGCUGAAGAAAAGGCAAAAGAAGAAGUUCAGAGACUGAGCACUGCUCUGGAGAUUGCAACUGCAUCCAAGAUGGAUGCAGCGAUUGCAGCUAAGGAGCUGAGGAACACAAAACAGAAAAUUAACUGUAGACUUCAGGAGCUAACAGAACAGCUGUCCCAGGAGAUCAGCCUGCGGGAGUCUUUGGAGGAGUCCCAAGCAACUGUGAUGUGUCAUGUACAGGACAUGGAAACAACAGUAGAAGCAGAACGGAAGCAGGUACAGCUGUUACAGCAGGACUGCCAGGAUUUGCGUAAAGAUGUCCAGCUCGCCCAAGUUAAGCUGCAAGAGGAGGAGGAAAGAGCUGCCCAACUGGAGCAACAGUGCACGCAGCUGAAAGCUGAGCUGGACUCCAGGAACUGUAUCAUUUCCCAGCUUGGUGAAGAAGCAAAAAGUGCACAGCUGUCCUUUAGCAAACAACGCAAAGAGAACCUUCAACUUCAGUCUCAAAUGGUUGCCCUACGAGAAACAGCAGAGAAAGUACAGGUCCUUAAUGACCACUUAAGCCAGCAAUGCUCAGAGCUCAGCACCACACUCCAAAGUGUUGUCAUGGAGAAUGCUAAACUCAUUUCAGAUCAUCAGACUGAGCUUAAGGCAGAACAAGAAAAGACCUGCAAGCUGCAAGAGCAAGACUUGCUGCUGACUGCUGCCCAUGCCAACGUUCUCGGGGAGCUGCAGAGUGUGCAGCAUGAGAGGGCUCAACUUCAAAGAGAGCUGGAGACCUUGUGUACAGAGCAUGGCAAAUGCAGGCAGAAAGCAAGCCUUGCUGAGGAGGCAGCAGCCACACAGAGACAGCUUUUGGAAUGUACUGUUUCUAGACUGCAAGGUGAACUUGAGGCAGCUUUGCAAGAAAAAGGAUCUCUGCUGGCAGAAAAGGAAGUUCUUCAACAGGAGAUAAGGACAACAGCAGAUGAAAUAAUACAGGAAAAGAACAAAUUGCAAGUUGAAAAAACAGAGAAUGAGCUAGAAAUGGUUUCAAUGAAAUACACUGUGCAAACACUAGAGGAAGAAAACAAGAGGCUCUUGGAUCGCUUGGCCGUGCUGGUACAUGAGCAGUAUGCCCAGCAGCAGGUGCAACAGGUGCUGGCAGAGCUGACUGACAGCAAGAAUAAACUGACCUGUGACAAAGGAAAACUUCAGCAAGAUGAACGCUCAAGAAACUCUGCAUCUGAAUGUGGAGCUGGCCCUAGGGUCAGCGAGAGGAUUCUGUUAAAUACUAUAAAGAACAUGGCAGAAAAACUGGAGAAUAUAGUAGACAUUCUCACUCCAAGGUCUUUGGAAACUGAGUGGUCCAGUAAGAAUAACAAAAGAGAUGCUAAUGGGAUGGCAAACCUGCAGCACCAGCUGGAUGCAGCAAAGGAGGAUCACAGUAAGGUGACAGCCAUUCUGGAGCACGUGCUAGCUUCUCGGAACACGAUGCAAGCAGCUCUGGAUGCUGUACAAACUGAGCUGGGACACAAGGACACCGAAAUAAGCAACCUCAUAAAAGAGAAGAGCCAGACUCAAAAGAAAAUACAGAGGUUAGAAACAGAAUUGGAACAUUGCCAAGCCAAAGUGGCUGCCAUGGAAAGGCAGCACAGCAGCCAGGUGGAGCCACUUUGUAAGGCACUAGAAAGUGCUAGAACAGACAACAAGAAUCUUAUUCAUCGCUUGGAAGAAGUUCUGCAGGUCAAUAAUACCCUGCAGAGCAAACUGAUCCAAACUCAAUGUGAACUGAAAAGUAAAGAAACUGAGCAUCAGCAGCUGAUGGCCUGCAGGGAACAGUUGAUGCAAAAAACCAAGACUGAGGAAAAGCUGUAUGCUGAACACUUCAAGUCUUUGAAGAAGCAGUUUCAAAUUGAACAAGAGGCUUCCAGGAAAGCUGCCUGUCAAGCAUCUGCUGAGAAAUCCAUCGAAAAAUCCUCCUCCAAAUUGGCUGAAGUUUCCUGUGCUAACAAGGAGCUGCAGCAGAAAGUAACAGAGCUGGAAAAGUCUUUAUCCAGUUACAUGGAAAAGCUAAAAAGCCAAAGAGGACAAGUCAGACAGUGCCUGGCCUGUAAAGCUAGCACAGAAAGGGUAAAGGAGACAGAAUCUGAAAUGAAGAAAAUUGAAGCAAUAAAAGAGGAGUAUUGGAAGAAGAACUAUGAACAAGAACAGGACAUCCAGAAACUUGUGUCAGAGCUGAACAGUGUGCAGAGAGAGAUGCAAGUGCUGUUGAAGAAACAACAUGAAGUGCAAGUGCAGACCAGGCAGCUGGAGACCCAGCUGGAAGCUGAGAGAAGGCAAAGGCAGCAGCUGGAAAACAAGUGUCAGAAACUGGAAAAAACAGUCAAACAUCUGCAGAAAUAUAAAGAGGACACAGAAAAGAAACUAAAGGAAGCCAGCCUGGAGUCAGAACAGAUCACAACUAGCCUAGAAGCAGCUCAGCGUUGGUUCAAAUAUAAGUUUGACAGCCUACAGUUAGAAGCUGUGAAAAACCACCAGCCAAAAAACCUGGAAGAGAGCAGCUCCAAAAAGAAGGAGAAAAAGCAAGAAGAGCUUCCCACUCACAGCUCCCUGAACAGCAGGGCAAGGACCCAACGCCUCCCAGCUCACCACCAGGAAGGCCCACGUGAGCUGGGCAGGAAAUGAGCUCACUUGACCAGGUAAUUCCCAGCCCAGGGAGAGCAUCACCUGCCACCUGGAGACUCCCUGCUAGCACCCAGCUGCUGGAAGAAUCUUUAGGAACUUUACUUGACCUGACAGAAAAGUCUGUAUCACCAAGAAGGCCUUGCAAGGAAAAUGUGCUCACAGGACACCUGUAUAUAAAGGGCCUAGGAAUGGUUGUUUGAAUCAUAAACUCUGAUUUGAAUUAACUUGUACCUCUCACCUUGCCUUUUUGACUCAGGUGCUUUGCAUUGGGAGGCUGAUAUUAACAAAACUACUGUUCUUUAGAAACUACUAUUCCACUACUUUAUUUAUCGCUACUGUAAAUUAUAGCUGUUGAUACGCUCCGUCUUUGCUUUCAUCACUUUUCUUUUACCAGCUUUAGAGACAGCCUGGCAGGUGCUGUCACAACAACCUGCAGCUGGUUUGCAGAGGGCUCAGGUGAAUUACUGAGGAGCCAGUCAUGUGUCUGUGGCUGGACACUGACGUGACUGGGGUGGGGAGGAACUGGCAGGACUGGCUGCUGCUAAUUGUAGAUGAUAUCUGGGUUGUGAGAGAACAUAAGCCUUGGGCUACUUCAGGAGCAUCUAAGGAAUGCAUUAGGUGUGUGAUGAUAUACCAGACACCAUCUUGCCUUCGUAAGAAUUAGUGGAAUUAAUUCAGGCUAUCCUACUGUGGAACACCACACUGGGGAAAGAGUAGUUGAAGCAGGAGACUUACGUCAUUUGUUGAUGAUGAUUAUAACAUGGACGUUUUUCAUGCUUGUUCAACUAAGGAUCAGCUCAUCUUCAUUCUGGCUUACUCUUCCAUGUGGUGUCAACACAACCUAGCUUCAGUACAGGUGCUAUUUGUCUCUGAUCUGCUUCAGCAGAGCUGUUUGCAAACUCCUCUGUGAUCAAUGGUACUAUUUAUUUCUGUGGGAUCUGCUUGUGUUAUUUGCAAUACUUGUUUAGCUUAGGGGGGAGAGAAGACUUGCAUACCUCUGGAGCUUAGGAGCUGCCCAAGGACACACUGGAAUUAGUUUGUUCUGCUCCUUCAGAUAUUUGGUCCUAAACUAUAACUUGCGCAAUAGGACCCUGGUCAAAUUCACAAUGACCUUAGCCUCUACUUGAGGGAAAUGGCUGCUCUACAGAACCAAGGGGGGGCUGUGCACACUAUUACAGCUAAUGCACACCUGAGCUCCAUUAAAUCAGGCUGCUUAAAAGCAGGCCUAUGCUGGUUCCAUCAGAAGUCAGUUGGCAACACCUGCUCCAUAAAAGCUGCUUAAGUGGCUUAGCAUAAGCUGUGCCUCCACGGCCACAGUGCCCCAGGCAAACAGCAGUCAACACUGAACUCUGGUUUUGCUUGCUGUGAACCCCAUCUGUAGAGUAAUCACAGCUGAGAAACAGUUCUCUCAAACAGCACUUAUCAUUUAACACAUUUGUUUAUAUUGAAUGCUUUAGUAGGUUUCCUAACAAGGGACAAAUGAUUGUGACCUUUGCCUGCGCAAAAGGACAAAGUGUAUGGCAGCUGUGUUUGUGUGAACUGCAUGUUGGCAGGGCAACAGCACAGACCACCUCUCUCUUUUCCCUCUGUGGGAGAUUUUACCACCAUCCUGUACACCCAAGGGCUGGUUCUUCAUCCCUUCUUGUUCCAGAAUCCCCACCUCUCUCUGGGGCCAUGCAGCUGCUCUUACUUUGUAUAUUGAAACACAAAGUCCAAUUAUAUAGACAUGGCCGUUAAACUUGGCACUUAUAUUUGCAUAGUGACAGCCCAUUCUGGGUUCAACACAUGCUGUUGCUCCUUCUAAAGGGGUUCAGGGUGGAAAGCAGUUAAGAUACAGUGGAAUUGUGAAGGAUUAGUGUAUUCCAGUACCUUUUAACUUCAGCCCUACCUUAAGCUUUGGCUAUAGGCUUGGCUUUAGCAGGUGAUGCAGCUCAGUGGGUCACACGCAGAAUGAAAGAGCUGGUCCCAAUAUCCAGGAGAUGUUUUGGAUUGUUUUUCACUUCAGCUUUUCUCUACUCUGAUCCUGCUGACUGAACACUCACGAGCAACUGGAGCACUUUUGGAAGCUGCCUUCUAACUUGCUUUCAUUUUGAAAGGAAACUAGUUUGUCUGCUCAGAGCCUGCUCUGCAAUACAAACACAACAUGGUGAGUGGCAGCACACCCACUUGAAACAUCAGAAGCACACAAUAAACAAGAACUUGUUAUUUUCUUUAAACAUAGUAAUUUCAAUAAAGUUGUAGUGAUCUAACACUGCCUUCUCCUGCAGGAUCAAUAACUCAGGUUUACAUUGCCAGCCUUUCCCACGGCUUGGCAGCUGCUCAGCCUCUCUAUAGAAACAUUUGUAGUAUUUAAAAAUACAUUUUCUAAGCAGCAAAAAGGUUGGUUGUUUUUUUUCCUGUCAAGCUGUGGCCUUCAGCAAACAUGGAUAGCAAACAGCUUCCUACGCUUGUCAAUGCUGGUAUUGGGUAAGCACAACUCAAAAGGUGUGGUUCAGUUUUUGAGACAAUCAGUAGAUGCCUUUAUGAGCAGUCUUUUAGCCUCGAGUUAGUGUUUGAUAUAAAACAGCUUUUCAGCAAUAAACAGCUAACAAAAUUAUCAUGGUUAAACCAACUAUUUUGACAAUAUAUGUAGUGUGUUUGACCAAAACUGUUACUAAUUCUCUUAGUGAGGCUUGAGGAAUAUUCCUAACAUGCUGACAGAUGAGGCUGGCAUUGAUUUAAGUAUUCUUUCCCUCUUGGUCUCUUGUUCUCAGUGAUUUAUGAAAGCUUUCUCAAAAUUGUAAUGGCCAGAUUUCAAGCUUUUCCUGCCUUGCUGUUUGUUCCCACACAUUCAAGGCCAGGUGGGACAGGGCUCUGAGCAACCUCAUCUAGUUGAAGACGUCGAUGGACUAGAUGACAUUUAAAGGUUCCUUCCAACCCAAACUGUUCUAUGAUUUUACAUUUCAGUAAAAUAGUCCUUACUAAGAAGGAGAAUUAGGAAAGGUGUUGGGUUCAUCUCCCACAGUUAUAAACCAAGCUACAGCCAGGUAAGCCUAAAGAUGACCAUAGCACAUGCCAAAAUAAAUCCCAUACAGACACUUAUACCCCAAGAAAUAUCUGUGUUUCAAACUCACAGUCCCCUGUGUAUCCUCCAUCCCUCAUAUAGAGUACAAAGAUGAAAUGUGCAGUAUGUGUUCACAACUUCAUUGUUUGAAAAAGAAUUCCAAAGCAAGGGCACUUCAUUGGUAUUUAUUAGUAUUUCAAGUGAAAGUGGCUUAAAACUUGCCCAGUUCUGUACUGGAGAGUAGAGCUAUGGCUUUGUGCUAAAAGCCCGUAUCCAUUUUCUGUACGUACCUGAUGCUCUGUGCUUUGCUUUUCCUUGAGCAGGUCAGCUCACAUGGGCUGCGCCUCUUCAAACCUCUUUGUGUUGGGAAGCUCACGUUCCUACAGCGUCUGCUUUCUCUGGAGUCUUGUCUGAUCUGUUACUGCUGCACCAUUACAAUAGAACCUAUUUAUAAUAGCACGUAAAAGUGACGUCUCAGUAAAAGACUGUUUAUCUCAUCAGCGUAAAUGCAAGUUGGAUGUAGCUAAGGAAAAAUCUAUCUUCAUAUAUAGUUUUGUUCCACAAGCAUUUGAGAAAGCUUUAGAUAAUUUGCAUUAAGACAAGUAGUAUCUCUUCCUUCCAGAUGUGCAAAAUUGUUUAGAACAUCAUUUCAGAACACUGUUUGCUAGCAGUAUUAAUUUUCCAGUCCAUAAUGACUGGGUUUAAUUAAAUGCAAGUUUCUGUUAUUUGGUGCUUAAAAACAAUCUAGAAAGCAGUUUAAAAGUCAUCAACAUUCAGAUUCUAUUUUUCCUUUUUAUUUGUAUGAAUGCUAAAGAUUCAUACCUCCUAGGUUUAAAAACUAAACGAUUUCAGAAUUCUAGCAGCAGUAGGGAUCAUAUACAAAGUAAUAGUAA
Calidris pugnax (ruff) is the source of this 7226-nucleotide messenger RNA. RefSeq names its product coiled-coil domain containing 150 (gene CCDC150). The transcript has 26 exons. Bases 171 to 3290 code for a protein of 1039 amino acids. Lineage: Eukaryota; Metazoa; Chordata; Aves; Charadriiformes; Scolopacidae. The record is from RefSeq and is a predicted model, not a curated record.